This is a messenger RNA of Papaver somniferum (opium poppy), 1379 nucleotides long. RefSeq lists its product as uncharacterized. Bases 145 to 375 code for a protein of 76 amino acids. The record is from RefSeq and is a predicted model, not a curated record. NCBI's taxonomy places the organism in Eukaryota, Viridiplantae, Streptophyta, Magnoliopsida, Ranunculales, Papaveraceae. The transcript is spliced from 3 exons.
AAAUGAGUUGGGUUAGGUUAGGUUAGAUUCUAUUCUGGAACCAGUGAAUAAGAAGUACCAAGUUAGUCCCAAUCCCAAAUUUCUCAUCCCUUUUCGGAAAAAUAGUGUGGAAAUUUUUCUUAACCAAAACAUCUGGGAUUGAUUAUGGAGGAAUUACCAAAAGCGAAGAAUGAAAAACCUACUCAGCAAUCUCUACAUCAAGAUGAUGCUGAUGAGGAAGAUGAAAGUGUUAAGCAACUCGAGGAAUGUUCUGUUCUCUAUUUGACUUUACAGGAUUGUCUAGUUGAAAAUAACAGAAACUGGAAAGCUUGUCAAGCGGAAGUUCAAGCUUUGAAAGCAUGUCAUGAGAGGAAGAACAAUAACAAGAAGAAGUGAAGUUACUGAUUGGAAUUGUGUAGGUUUUUGGUGAUUUUUACUAGUUGUAGAGUCUUUGAUUCUUUCGGACAUUUUCAAUUACAGCACCCUUGUUAGAAGAACGCUGAAUACAGUAUGUUUAAAUUUUGAUUCAAUAAGACUGGCUUUCAGUCAUUGACGUACAACAACAAUUACUACAUGUACUGUUAAGAGCAGCAAUCAUUUCACAAACCUGAAAGUUUAAGCUUGUCUUGAAAAUUAAUCAAAAUGAACAUUUACUUGGUCUGAUACUCUUAAACUGUGGUUUGAAAGCAAAAUUGUUUAAGGUAACUGAUGAGUAGAGAAUGCCCCAGCACCAUGUUGGAAAAACAGAACAGAAUAACAAGGCGAUAAUAGAUGAACUCAAAUGAAAGCAGAAGAUAAAUCAAAACUACCAUUGGAUUAAAAAGUGAGUGUAGUUUUGGGAGGGGUAUUCACAAACUUCAACUGGAGUGGAAUUAGAGUAGAGCAUUUACAUAAAAACCUGCCCAUGUAUUUGUUAAUAUUUAUAUGUAAAGAAAGACAACAAAAAGAAGAAAGCCUCCUCUGCAAAAAAAACAAGAAAAAUGGUUUCUUCAUAUCCGAUACUUCAACUUGAUAUAUGGAAGCUAGGUCAUUAUCUCUCCCCGGACUUUUUCUUUCCUUUUUACUUUGUUCUGGAUUAGUAGAUGCGAGUUGAAGCAGCCCUUUUUUUCUUACUCUCUUAGACAGCGCUGAGUGGUUAGUUACAAUGUUCAUUUACAAGCAUGGUGUGACAAAGUGUUUGCAAUAGGGUAUGUCAACAACUCAACAUGGUAUUUUAUGCACUUGAACUGAAAAACUCGGAAGUCAAGAUCCAUUCAGUAAUAAAGUAUAUGUGAGACUUUCCAGAUUGCAGCCCGAAAAAACAACAUUCAACUCCAAACAAAAUAGGGCCUGCAGAGAAGAUUACUGAAUACCUCAAUGCAGACAGGAAGGAAUAAUGAGAUGCAAGGGUGUAAGGUCAA